AUGGCACAAUCAUUCGAGCACAUCCCUUACUUUCCAAAUCUCAACGAGCACGAAACUCAGUUAUUCGACCGUUCACAGGGAAGGCUCAUAGAGAGAAUCCUUCCGCAUGGGUUUCCUCAGAGACUGACCUCAGAUAUGGCUUGGGAAGGGGAUAAUAUCUCUAUGGAUCACACUGCAGGUGGUGAGACUCCGUACCUGCUAAUUCUACAAGAUCCGCAGCUGCUUGAGAUCGAUGCAGCGCUCAGACACUUUCAAACAGAAAUGAAUCGGCCAAUGGAGACUCUGAACUCGUCAACAUUCCCUCUGCCAUGUUUGCAUUCAAUCCUCAGAUCUGCGUCAGACAAUCUGCAUUCAGGGUAUGGUUUCAUUCUUAUUCGAGGAGUUCCAGUGGAACGCUAUUCUCGCAAAGAGAACAUGAUAAUUUAUGUCGGCAUUUCUUCCCACAUCGCCGCUAUCCGCGGUCGGCAAGACCAUCAGUUUGAGGGGCAGCCAGCGGACGUGAUGUUGGCCCACAUAACCGACAUGCGACGUCCGGGGAGCAUGCAAAACUUUGCGCUAGCAGCGUAUUCAGACGGUGAAGUGGUAUAUCACACAGAUGUGGGGGAUAUUGUAUCCCUCUUCGUUCUAAGCGAGCCCUUAAAUGGCGGUGAAAGUCUGCUCGCGAGCGCAUGGACAUUGUACAAUGCUCUGGCGGAGACCCGCCCCGAUCUGAUCCGCGUAUUAGCGGAGGACUGGCCAAUACCUAGCGCACGGCAGCCCGAUCUGGUCACUCACCGACCGCUGCUGUUCUACCAACCAGCUUGCGAUAAAGCCCCGGAACGAGUGAUCUUGCAGUUCUCUCGACGCUCAUUCUCUGGAUAUGGUGCUCACUCCCAGACGAAUAUGCUAACUCCUAUUCAGGUAGAGGCACUUGAUGCUCUCCACUUUCUUGCAGAAAAGUUUCAUGUUGCCAUGAAGCUGGAGAAAGGCGAUAUGCAAUUCAUCAAUAACCUAAGUAUGGUACAUGCUCGAAACAGCUAUGUCGACGAUUCAGAAAAUCGUCGUCACCUGGUACGCUUGUGGCUUCGUGAUCCCCAAAACUCAUGGGCCACACCGCCGUCACUGCGCGCUCGCUCCGAUCGUAUUUUUGACGAAGGCUUUCAGAAAGGUCCACAGGUAUUUCCUAUGGACCCGGUCCCUAGAUCGGUGGGGAAGGUCAGAGAAGAUUGA
Messenger RNA from Penicillium canariense, 1209 nucleotides. Its product is annotated as TauD/TfdA family dioxygenase. NCBI's taxonomy places the organism in Eukaryota, Fungi, Ascomycota, Eurotiomycetes, Eurotiales, Aspergillaceae. The record is from RefSeq and is a predicted model, not a curated record. Gene Ontology annotation, molecular function: oxidoreductase activity. Bases 1 to 1209 code for a protein of 402 amino acids. The transcript is spliced from 4 exons.